Messenger RNA from Amblyraja radiata (thorny skate), 1795 nucleotides. Its product is annotated as cysteine dioxygenase type 1-like. Bases 116 to 721 code for a protein of 201 amino acids. Gene Ontology annotation, biological process: L-cysteine catabolic process. NCBI's taxonomy places the organism in Eukaryota, Metazoa, Chordata, Chondrichthyes, Rajiformes, Rajidae. Gene Ontology annotation, molecular function: ferrous iron binding; cysteine dioxygenase activity. The record is from RefSeq and is a predicted model, not a curated record. The transcript is spliced from 6 exons.
CAGUAAAUAUAUUUUUAGCUGGAUACCGCCCUUCCUUCAUUUGUUUAAUGUGGUUGCCUUUUUAAGAUCCGCCGAACUUUAGUUCGUCGAGAGCAGGGAUCAAGUGGGCAACGACAUGAACCAAACGGAGUUCCACGUCCCCGAGAGUCUGGAUGAUCUGAUCAAAGAACUUCAUGACAUAUUCUCCAGUGACAAAGUCAACGUGGAAGAGGUGCAAACUCUGAUGGAAUCUUAUAGAAGUGACCCAGCAGAGUGGCUUCAAUUCGCAAAGUUCGACAAAUACAGAUAUACUCGAAACCUGGUAGAUGAAGGAAAUGGAAAGUUCAACCUGAUGAUCCUAUGUUGGGGAGAAGGCCAUGGCAGUAUCCACGACCAUGCAGAUUCACACUGUUUCAUGAAACUACUUCAAGGGCAGCUGAAAGAAACACAGUUCAAUAUCCCAGACGUUAAUCUAAAGAACCGGGAAAUGGUCAAGAAAUGGGAGAAAGUCUUUCAUGAAAACCAGUGUACCUACAUUAAUGACAGUAUUGGGCUGCAUCGAGUGGAAAAUGUGAGUCAUACAGAGUCUGCAGUCAGCCUUCACCUGUACAGUCCACCAUUUGACAGCUGCCAUUGUUUUGAUGAAAGAACAGGCUACAAGAACAAAGUCAAAAUGACUUUCUGGAGCACAUUUGGUGAAAAGACUCCUUUGGGAAUUACAGAAUUAAAAGAAAACAACUGAAACAAAUGGACCAUGAGAACAUGGAAUACGAAGUGCCAUCUCUCACUAUUGUGGAUAAAGUCAGAAGAAUAUCUCUUUUAUGAUCUGUCUGCCCAAUGUGAAUUUAUUUUCUUGAAAUGAACACCUGGCUACUAGGUUCUACUUUUGAAUGAUAUUUAAGCCAUAAAAGUUUCAAAAUAGUUCCUCUAUUUUGACUUUAACCAACGUUCUUUGGCUCAUAUCUUUUAACUUUACACUUAAGGGACAUGUCCUGUUAUGUUCAUCAUUGGUGUGUUCAUCACUGGCUUGUGAAGCUACUUUCUAAGUGGUAAACUAAAGGGUUGUAAUUUUACUUCUGAAGUCUUCCAGCUCCCACCCCUCCCCUCCCCCCUCAUGCAGACAAUAAAUGAAACAAGAUUAUCUCGAUAUCGUGGAUCACGUGCCAUUCUGGGAUGCACCAUCCAUCAAUCGGGUUCACAGUAAUAAUUAUUUCUCACUUCAGAUAAAUAGCUUUGAAAUUAUUUGUGAUAUUAACAAAUGAACAUCAGGAUGAGAAAAAGUGCUUAUGCUCUUCAGGGUGAGAAAAGGUGUUUAUGCUCUUUGGCCCACCUCAUCCAUACCGACUUUUGUUGAUCUCUGCAAUAAUCCCACUUGCGCCAUCCGUCUUCAGAAUUUAAGAGUCAUUUCCUCUGACUCCGAAGUAGGGUAAGGAAACGGAGACCUUCAGCCAAUUUAGGAUUUUCUCUCCCACAAGGGUUAAAAACAAACUAAUUAUUUCAUUAAAUUAUUCCCAAUUUCCUUCCAAAAGCUAUUGAUUUCCAUUGAUUUUGAAAGUUCCAUUCUACAUCCAUCCAUCUAAAUGUUGCCAGAUAUAUUCCCAAAUUAUUAUUUCAGUACAGCUAAUAAUGCAUUCAAAUUUUUCAGGCCGACACUUCAAUAAAAAGUAUGGACAAAGGUAUGUUAGAAUAAUAAUAUAAUUAAUAUUACAAUCAGCAAUUUCUAGACUGAUCUGAUCACCCAUCGUGAAAUACUUCCAGAACACAUCCUGAUUUUCAUUGGAAUGAAAUGAACAAUAAAUUUUAUACCUAUUUUAUC